UCAUUUAUUAGCCCCAUAUGUCCAUUCAAGAGGCCAGUAGCUCUUGAUAAACCGCAGAAGAGUAGUAUUUUCAUUGAUAUUUAAUCUUGUUCUGUAUGGCAUCAUUAUCCUGAGUAUUUAUCAUGUUCUCAUAUCAAAGUGUUUACUCUGAGUGGUUACAUCAUAUCUAAACCAUUACACACCACAUAAUUUCUGUCGCUGGUUCCGCCCAUUAUAAUAGUGUCAUCAACGGGCGCGCGCUGCCCGGUGUGUGUAGACGGUCGCACGUGAAUCACCGAGAUGGCCAGCAGCUCUGAUGUGGUGAAGAAAGUCACGCGGUUCAAACUUAAGCUCACAGACACAGCAGACUCUGCUACGGUUCUAAAAAUCUUGCAAAAACUCAAGGAUCUGGAUAUCACAGUAGACAUUCUUGCUGAAACUGGAAUUGGCAAAACAGUUAACUCCCUGCGCAGGCAUGAACAGGCUGGAGAAUUUGCCAAGUCACUAGUUAGAGGUUGGAAGAAGCUGGUCCCUAAGGAGUGCAUGAGCUGCGCAGAUGAUAGGGAGACUAUGUGUGUUAAGGACAAACUGGAUGAGCAAAACUGUCCAAAUGCUGGAAGUUUGACAGAGGAUUUGAACAAUAAUCGUCUGACAUCUCGCAGGAAGAGUCAGGAUUCUUCAGAUGAGGCUGUCUUCAAAACAAGGAGUAGGGAGGCUGAUUUAGAGAAACACCGGUGUGAAGAACUGAAAGGAAAAAAGAAUGACAAUCAAGAAAAAAGCUACCAAGUAAACUGGAAUAUCUUUCAGAGUGACGUCUUGGAAAAGAAAAUUGAGGAGGAUAAAAUAGAUGAUUCAUUUGUUUCCAAGAAGAAGAAAAAUGAUCAGAGUGACAGAAAAUCAGGAGACAGUGAUAUUUUGCUUGGAAACAAGAGAUCCAGGGAGAAAUUGAAAAGCAACUGUGAAAGUGGAAGAUUUGUGUCAGAAAAAGAGUCAAUCAAGAAAUCAAAGCCAUCAAAAGAAUCCUCGAAGGAAAGCAAGGAAUUUUUUUCUUAUGAGUCCGGCGACAAAUACCCAAAAAUGUUAAAACUGGCCAAUACCAAAGAUGCUGGGUCUCCAGGAAAGUUGUGGAACUCAGAGGCCCAAAAGGGGAAAAGGAAAAAAACAAGUAAAGAAAGGCAUGAAGGUCUUAAACAUAAAGAAGAGUCUGAAAAUGAGGGACAUUCAAAGCACAAAAACAAAAAGGCCAAAAUAACGCACAAAGACCAGGAAACUGAUGGUGACCAAGAGAAGCCUUCCAUGUCUUUUGAAUCGUACUUGAACUAUGACGUGAAUGUUUUCAAGAGAAAAGAACGAUGUGGAGUGAAGAAACCUGCCAAAGAAAUCAAGACUGCAGUUAAAGCAGAAGAAGCAAAGGAUUCUGGCAUGAAACCUUUCAAGUCAGCUGUGAUGUCUAUAAAUGUUAGCCCUCCAAAACAGAAGUUUCAGGAGUCCGUAAUGGACCUGUUGAGCAUCCCUUUACCUGCUGUUCUGCCUGAAUGUGACAAUCUAUCCAGUUUUGAGUACUUUGACAGGAAAGUUGAGAAGGAGUCUGAUUUCUGCGACGUCCCUGAGGAGUCUGCUGUCUUCACUGGUCAGCGGUUUAACAGGAAGAUGCAAGUGUACUCUGGUGCCAAGACCGUCUUCCUCCCAGCCAUGAUGAGCUUGUACCAACAGUGUAUCCGCACACUCCAGAACAAUAUUCACUUGCUUAAUGAAACUGGUGGAGUCCCGUUUGAAAUCCUCGAGCCGGUGUUGGAGAGGUGCACACCGGAGCAGCUGCUACACAUUGAAGAAUGCAACCCAAUCUACAUUGGAGUGACAGACCACCUGUGGGGGAAACACUGUCAGAGGGACUUCAGAGACUCCAGACUUCAGGAGUAUGAAUCAUGGAAGGAGAUGUACAUCAGGCUGUUUGAGGAGAGGGAAAGGAAACUCCAGAGACUGACAAAAAGCAUUGUUUCUGCACAUUCUUUGAAACCCAAAGGUCGGCAGGUGAAGAUGGCAUUUAUUCAUACUGUUGCUAAGCCACCGAGAGAUGUGCGAAUUCAGCAGGAAAUUCAUGGAACUGCUGUUCAGCAGCCUCAUCAGCCCAGGUGCAGUGUCAAGGCUCAGGACAACAGAUUGAGGCCGAGCUGUAACGAGCCCGGCAGCUCCAGUUCAGGGGGAAGCAAUGCACAAGACCCCCGCAAAAAAACAAGAAUUGCUCCAAUGAUGGCAAAGUCCUUAAAGGCAUUUAGAAAACGAUUUGAACGCAGAUGAAUGCUCCUAUAUGAUUUUUCUAUUUCCACUGUGAGGAUGUGGGGAAAGUGCACUCUAUCAUUCAUUAACUUUGGACAGCACCAGGCCUGUGUUCACCUUAGAUUUUUCUGUGUCUUUGUCUUAAUAUACAGGCAAUUGCCAUGUUUUUUUUCUCUGUAACCGUGAAUUGUCUUCACCAAAUAUAAAUAAAUGGACAAUGAAGUCAGCAAA
Molecule: messenger RNA, 2487 nt
Organism: Lates calcarifer (barramundi perch)
Lineage: Eukaryota; Metazoa; Chordata; Actinopteri; Centropomidae
Gene: eloal
Product: elongin A, like
Exons: 11
Coding region: 280-2277 (665 amino acids)
Biological process (GO): transcription elongation by RNA polymerase II
Cellular component (GO): nucleus; elongin complex
Source: RefSeq, a predicted model, not a curated record